CAAAACCAAGGAACAUUGUUGCAAGCCUGACAGACUUAAACUUCUCACCAUGAUUCUCUGUUCCAUGGUCAGGCACAUUCCCUCGGCCAGGUAUCACGUGUAAAGCUUCCUCUCUAUUGAUAUUACGUCGAUACUCGCUCAAGCCAUUUCCCUUCAUCAUCCAUCCGCUGCACUAUGGGCUGGCCUGUCUCUUCAUUAAAAUUCCCUCGGCUUUGGGGUCUGAAAAGCCCACCUGCUUCCCCCCGACAACCCUCCCGGUUGGAAAUACUGCCGCCAGAACUUCUGCUGUGCAUUAAAGACUGUCUGGAGAAGCCUGAUAUUGUUUGCUUAAGCUUGUGCAGCCACCAUCUACUUGAUGUUAUUGGCAAACGAUGCCUGUCCCUGACUGAUGGGGACAAUCAACUAAAACCAGCAAUCCUAAUGAGAGUAGACCGUGAUCUGCCACAUCUAUUUUACUGCCCCUACUGCACGAAGCUACAUCGGAUUAAAGACAUCCCACAUCCAACAUUGCGUUCAAAAAAGAUCCGUCGCCCCUGUCCGGAUAUGGGGUUACCAUUCUCACGCGGGCUGUAUAUACCUGAGAAUCUCUGGACGUUCUUAGGCGGCCGGUUUUCACCAAUGCUAUAUGCUUUCCGACACUGUCAUUUAGCGGCCGUGAUGAAGAAUCACUAUCAUGGGUAUCGUCAUACACCGCAGGGCCUUACGGUUAAGUGGUUGUCAUAUAUGGCAGUCGAGAAUUCAGUGCUAGACCGAGCAAUUACUACACUAUUAUCUGUGGAAGGGCGGGUCUGCUCGCUAGAGCAAAAUUGUUCGACACUAGUCCUCCAAACACAGCAGUGGGUACUGUUCCAUGAUACACCUGGGAUCCAAGAUAUAUUCAAAAGGUUGGGCUGGGUGUUCAUUUGUCGCCAUAAAGAAAUGGGAAGCUUGAAUGUCAGCGAAGUUUGCGACGUUUGUUCGACCAUUCCAAGCUGGCAUGCUUAUGAACCUGAGUAUUUAUGCUGUCCAAGAUGUAGAAAUGAGUCCCAAAUUAAAAUCCGGGAUUGUGGAACAGAUGGAACGGCGGUUGUAAUCACAAAGUGGCUGGAUAUGGGUGCUGGCUUGGACAUCAACGAUCCGAAGUGGCAACAAAAGAUAACUUGUGAUAUCUCGGGAUGUGGUUGGGAAACGAAAGGCUCGGGGGAUCUUUCUCGGUUGUUCCGGGAUGCUGCAGACCCUGCACAGCGAGAUAAUACUGAUCCAACAGACCGCAAUCAGGCCUACUUGGUACGGAGACAGCGCCGCCGUCACUUCUUACCUGGAUGUUCCCAAAAUUAGCAGGCCAUUUACGCUCGUCCAAACCUUAGUAUAAUGGGAGAAGUUGCAAUUUCAUGUGAUUUGGUAUCUGGAUUCAGAAAAUAAAGAGCAAACCAUAGCAUAGUCGUAACCGCUUAGCAACACAACCUGGAACUCCCGCUC
Molecule: messenger RNA, 1458 nt
Organism: Aspergillus versicolor CBS 583.65
Lineage: Eukaryota; Fungi; Ascomycota; Eurotiomycetes; Eurotiales; Aspergillaceae
Exons: 1
Coding region: 175-1317 (380 amino acids)
Source: RefSeq, a predicted model, not a curated record